GUCGGCAGGCAGAGUCCAAGGGUGGUGCCGUACCCAGCCCACAGCCUGUGUCCUGGAGAGCCCGGCCUUCAGAGCGUAGCAGUUGUGUCAAUGGGCUCAGCUGAUCAUCGACUGAACCUGGCAGAGAUCCUCUCCCAGAACUACGGCGUGCGGGAGGAGAGGGAGGAAGAGGAUGAUGCUCAGGAGAAGCAGAAAUCCUUAGAAGAUCUGGAAAAGAGUUUCAGUGCCUCUCAGAGCAGUGAAAUGCCAUUUGAGGAGCUGCUUGCACUUUAUGGCUAUGAGGCAUCUGACCCCGUCUCGGAGCAGGACAGCAAGAGCAAUGAUAUUUCUCCAAACCUCCCAGAUAUGACUCUGGAUAAGGAACAAAUAGCGAAGGAUUUGCUUUCAGGGGAAGAAGAGGAGGAGACACAGUCUUCAGCUGAUGAUCUGACCCCGUCCGUCACAUCCCACGAUGCAUCGGACCUGUUUCCAAACCAGCCUGGCUCAAACAACUUCCUCGCUGAUGAAGACAAAGAGCCCUGUUCAUCUCCGUGUGCUUCCUCCAUGGCUGAGGAUUCGGAGGAGGAUUCCAUCCCAGCCAACGAGUGCAAGAAGGAGAUCAUGGUUGGACCUCAGUACCAGGCUGCUGUUCCCAUCCUCCACUCGAACAGGCGCGGUGAGAAAGCCUAUGAGAAUGAAGAUCAGCUGCUUUGGGACCCAAACAUACUCCCUGAGAGGGAGGUGGAAGAGUUCCUGUACCGUGCCGUGAAGCGGCGAUGGGACGAGCUGUCCAGCGGUAGCCUGCCAGAAGGAGAAAUGGUAAAGGACAACGAGCAGGCUUUGUACGAGCUGGUUAAAUGCAACUUCAAUGCCGAAGAGGCGCUGCGCAGGCUACGGUUUAAUGUGAAGGUCAUCAGAGAUGAGCUUUGUGCCUGGAGUGAGGAAGAAUGUAGAAACUUUGAACAUGGCUUCAGGGUCCAUGGGAAAAACUUCCAUCUUAUCCAGGCAAACAAGGUCCGCACCCGGUCAGUGGGCGAGUGCGUGGAGUAUUACUACAUGUGGAAAAAAUCAGAGCGCUACGACUACUUCACCCAGCAGACGCGUCUAGGAAGGAAGAAGUACGUCCUCCACCCUGGAGCCACGGAUUUCGUUGACAACGAUUUGGAUGGGGGUGAGGUGGAAAACAGUAGCCGUUCCCGGAGCUCCCCCCCGAUUCCCUCUGCAGCCGGCUGCCUGGAGCCUCCUUUUGGCCAGGAUCAGCUGGCAAUGGAGAGUGCAGAGCCCCUGAGCGUGGAGAGCACGGCCUGCAGCCUGGGCAGCAUCAGCGAGUCGGGGCAGGGCUACGAGUGCAGCACCCCUUCGGAGACGAAUUGUUCCUUCGACCCCGCCGAGGAGACGUCCUCGGGCGCUGCCUUGGCCCCUUGUGCGCGACACGGUGCCACCCCUGCGGAGCCAGGGCUCUACGCUUUGCCGGCAGCAGGACCGGGACUCGCAGAGAAGCAGGAGACGUUGCAGAGCUCUGGUGAGACGAUAACCAUGGACUUCACUCUCCCCGCAGACAUUAAUGAGGGUUUGCCCUUAAUUGCUGGCCCUGUGGAUUUGGACAGAAACCCAGAGGCAGUGGUGGCCCCUGCGCAAGUGUCCUUAUCGGUCACAGAUUUUGGCCUCAUUGGCAUCGGAGAUGUAAAUAGCUUUCUGACUGCGCAUCAGGCUUGCCCAGCGCCCGUGGCUCGGUCGGAGCCGUUGUCACAGUGA
Molecule: messenger RNA, 1734 nt
Organism: Mesitornis unicolor (brown roatelo)
Lineage: Eukaryota; Metazoa; Chordata; Aves; Mesitornithiformes; Mesitornithidae
Gene: MIER2
Product: mesoderm induction early response 1, family member 2
Exons: 12
Coding region: 91-1734 (547 amino acids)
Biological process (GO): negative regulation of transcription by RNA polymerase II
Cellular component (GO): nucleoplasm
Molecular function (GO): histone deacetylase binding; transcription corepressor activity
Source: RefSeq, a predicted model, not a curated record